Messenger RNA from Anisakis simplex (herring worm), 2475 nucleotides. The record is from the annotation of a GenBank genome assembly. NCBI's taxonomy places the organism in Eukaryota, Metazoa, Nematoda, Chromadorea, Rhabditida, Anisakidae.
AUGCAGACAAAUUCAAGUCUAAGCAAUGUUUGUCCUAGACCUAUACGGUGUCUAUUGCUGCUCACAAGAAUUAUGAUAUCGUUCGUUGAUAGCGUUGAAUUGCACAUUGGCGGUGUAUUCCCUCUUGAAGCUGGCUCGGGUGGUUGGGCCGGAGGCCAGGCUUGUCUUCCGGCUGUUCGCAUGGCACUUUAUGAUGUUAAUCAUAACCCCGACGUACUGCCCGGUUAUAACCUUACAUUACAUCAUCAUAACAGCAAGUGUCAACCCGGAUUAGCAGCAAAGCAAAUGUAUGAACUACUUUAUAAACCACCUGUAAAAUUAAUGCUUUUGGUGGGCUGUAGUCCAGUCACCACUGUGGUCGCAGAUGCAGCUCCAGUUUGGAAUUUGGUCGUUGUAAGAGAUUUGUUGAUAAUUUAUUCACAAAUUGUUUGUCUUAAAUAUUGCCAAGCUUUAUUCGAUGUUAUUCAUUUACCCCUUAUUUAUAUCAUCUUACAGUUAUCUUACGGAGCAAGUUCGCCGGCACUCUCCAACAGACAACGAUUUCCAACUUUAUUCCGUACGCAUCCAACUGCAAAUAUGCAAAAUCCAACCAGAAUUCAACUAUUUCAUAAGUUCAAUUGGCGUAAAAUCACUAUUUUACAAUCAGUUGAAGAAGUUUUCACGUCAACAUCGAAAGAUCUCGAAAACCAGUGUCGUGAAAGUGGUAUUCGUGUCGAAAGACAGUCCUUCUACGGCGAUCCAACAGAUGCCGUUAAAACGCUCGUUCGACAGGAUGCACGCAUCAUUGUUGGAUUAUUCUAUGCAACUGAAGCGAGACGAGUGCUAUGUCAGGCCUAUAAGCAUGGACUUUACGGCAGUAAAUAUGUUUGGUUUUUCAUUGGUUGGUACGAAGACACAUGGUUUUUACCACUUAAAGAUGAAAUGCUCAACUGUACUGCAUCACAGAUGACCGCAGCAGCACAAUAUCACAUCACAACCGAGAGUAUUAUGUUGAGUCGAGACCAAAAGCCCACUGUAUCUGGAAUGACCGGUGAGCAGUUUCAACGUCGACUCAAGAGGCUUAUCGAGACAGAUCCAGCGAAUACGGGUGGAUUUCCAGAAGCACCUUUAGCAUACGACGCUGUUUGGGCAGUUGCACUUGCGUUCAAUUGUACAUUGGCUAAAAUGUCAAAAGCUGACAGUUUGGAGAAUUUCACCUACAAUAAUACAGUCAUUGCUGAUCAACUUUUCAAAUGUGUUGAGCACACUCAAUUUAAAGGCGUUUCGGGUCAAGUAAUGUUCUCGGACUCAGGCGAUCGCAUUGCACGAACUCAAAUUGAACAAUUACAGGAUGGUCGGUAUCAAAUUCUCGGCACAUAUGAUACAACAACUCAGUACCUCGACUGGUUCUCCAAAGAGAAAUUCCCAACUGCAAAUGGACUCGCACCACCAGAUUCUACUAUUAUUCGUGAAUCACUUCUUACCGUCACCAUUGAAUCACGUAUAUCAAUUCUUAUGAUCGGUUUUACAUUUGCAUACGGCUCAAUGUUUGCGAAAGUGUGGAUCGUAUACCGAAUGGGUGCUUCUGAGAAUCGUGAAGCGGCAUCGCGACACAACAAUUCUGAUGAAUUGAUAGGCAUAAAAUCUAAACAAAAUUCAAACUAUUUAUACUUGCUACCUCAGGAUGACUCCUUCGGAGCAUGGGAAGGUAUUCGUACGUUAAUCGCGUCCGUGAUAGCCCGUCAAGCGAUGGUGUCAAGUGCACUUCGAAAAGUAUCUUCGCAUGCAUACGGUAGUCUGAUGCCGAAGAAAACGUGCAUUCUCAAUCAGGUGCUAACUCCAAUUCCUGCCGGUAAAUUCUACUGGGUUAUUGCUGCCUUCUUUAUGGUCGACUUUUUCAUCAUCACCGCUUGGAUUGCACUCGAUCCUUUGCAGAGGGAAGAGAAACGAUUCCCUUUACAGGAACCACCCGCCGGUACAAAUGAAGAUGUGAUGUUACUUCCGAUUCUUGAACUUUGUCAGAGUAAUCAUCAAGAAAUUUGGAUCGGCAUAAUCAUGGGUUAUAAAUGUUUAUUAUUGAUAUUUGGAUUGUUGCUCGCUUAUGAGUCAAGAAAUUUGAAACUCCGUUUUGUGAACGAUUCACGUUUCGUUUCAUUGGCCAUCUAUAAUGUGGCUAUUCUAUCACUACUUACCGGACCUGUUGUCACACUUUUGAUACGCUCUCAAGCCGAUGCUAACUUUGCUUUUGUUAGCUUUACUGUACUUCUAUGCACCUACAUAAGUAUUGCGCUUGUAUUUCUACCGAAGAUUCUCUACAUUUAUCGUGUGCCUGAGAGUUCAGACCAAAGCAGUGUCAGUGCUCGAGCGCAUGGUGUCGCUCAGAUUCGCACAAAACUUACAAAAAUCGAGCAGAAACGUUAUGAGCAACUACUCGUUGAGAAUACGGAAUUGAAACGUCAAAUUGAAAUUGUAUGUUCACCAUUAAUCAUCUUUUAG